Messenger RNA from Didymodactylos carnosus, 4947 nucleotides. The record is from the annotation of a GenBank genome assembly. Lineage: Eukaryota; Metazoa; Rotifera; Eurotatoria; Philodinida; Philodinidae.
AUGGAACAUAAGCUUAUCCGUCCUCCUUCACCGGAUUUUUCAACACUAACAAAUAAUGAACUUGAACAAUUAGAACAAGUACUACAAAAACAAGCCGAGAUUGAAUACGAACAAAAUCAAAGUUUAGCAGGAUUAAGAAAGACAAUGAUCCAUUUGCAGCAGACAAUUAGGAAUGAUAAUCAACAACGUUUAAUAUUGGAUAAUACUACAGAUAUCUCUACAACAGCAUCAACAACAAAUUGUUGUUAUAUUUGUUUGGCAGUAUCCAAUCAAAAUAGUCCAUUGUCAUCUUCACCUGUGAUAGGUAAUCGUGAUCAAUUACGUUACUGCCACGAUUGUCACCGACCUGUUUGUCGACGCUGUGGCAAUUAUACGAGUCCCGACUUACUUUUUCAACCAAGUGAUGAAAAUCAUUCAACAUCAAAAUGGCGUUGUCGUACAUGUCUUGUGAAACGAGAAGUUAUUAAGAAAUCAGGUACUUGGAAUAUUGGUGAGGAAAGUUUCAUACACUCACCAAUAAGAUUACUACAUAAACUAGCCGUGUUUCGUACAGCAUCACAAUCGACUAAUACUUCACCGACACAGUCAUCACCAACGUCUACUAUUCGAUCAUCGUCCAUAAUAGAACGAAAACCAUUCAUUUUAGAACCAUCGAAUUUUUUUUCUCGUCUAUGGCGACGUGAUACAUCAUCUUUAGCUACGCCAAAUCAUAUCAUCACUGAACAUCUUCCUUUGUCUAGUCAUGAAUAUGAAUCGUCGUUUGAUCAUUUAUCCGACAUAUGCGCAACAUCUCCAAUCGACACAAAUACCUCAUCCCCGCCCAUACCUUCAUCUCCGAACACUAAACGUAUAUCGUUAAUAAGAGAAAUACCUCGAACAACAGAUGAUUCAAUGUUAGUUGAUAAUACGACUAGUCAAACGACAAAAAAAUUAGAAACUCAGAAUACAUCUAGUACAAUUACAGAGCCAUCUUUCGAAGACUAUUCACAAUCUGAUCAACCAUAUGAUACCGUAAGUGAAAUAAGAUCCGAGAGUUUCGAGACAAACAACGGCGGUAAUCCACGCGUGAUGCAAACAGAUGAUGAAGAUCAUAUGCCGUAUGUAAGUUAUAAUGAAAGACAAAGUCGCCUGAAUACUAAUAUUUAUUUAAACGAACAAUUUAACAAUACAACUACAACAACAAUUUUAACGAUGCCAUCAGCAAACAGUAAUAUAAAUAAUCAUCACGGAAAUGCAAGAUAUAUAGUAGAACACGCCGAUAGUCUAGCAUCUCCGGAGGCCAACAUUGACUUAUCUAUGGCAAUGGAUUAUUUUUCCGCAUCGAUGAUUGCUUCUACGACUAAUGAAAAUGACGGUGAUCAUUUACAACGAAAAGCUAGCCGAUCAGUAUUUCGAAAUUCCGAAUCAUGGGCAAGAAAAAGAGCUCUGAUGAAGAGAGAUCAUGAAUGGACAACGACAGUGGAAGGCAAAGAAGACACAAGUAAUAAUAAUCCACUAUCAACAAAUAGUCUUACCUCUAUAUCAACAUCGUACCCGUCGACUGUGUCUUCUGCUGGUUUAAAAAGAACAACAGGUGGUUCAUUACCUCAUCAAGGAAAUCCUCAGGGUUCACCAAAACAUAAACACGAAGAAAAACGACGAUUACACAACCCACAAUCGAAUAUCAGCGAUGGUGCAAGAACAAACUCUUCGAGUAUGAAUACAUCAACGUCAGGCGGAAAAUGUGAUAAUUCUCCUUCAGAAAGUUUCGGUGGUGGUUUACACCGUCGACGCUCAUCGAGACGUUUACCUCCCAUACCGGGCCCCUCAAAUAAUAAAAGUAAUACAAAUAACCGACAUACAACGAAGCAAACAUCGUCAUCGAGUGGGACAACUUCAUCUGGCUUCAGUCCACUGAAUGAUGUUAAUGCUCCGCAAUUCAAUGGUGAAGAUGAAAUGACGGAUAAAUUUGUAGCAGAACUAAUACAAUCAUCGACAACAAUCGAUAAACAUCCAGCAAUCGGACCGAGAGAAAAUUCAUUAACUAAUCGUUCAACUCGAAGUAAAAGUAUUGAUUCAUCUGCUUCAGAAAAAUCUCGUCUAGCACCAAAAGUGUUACUACAGCAUACACAAAAUGCAAAAUCAAUUGACGUAUCAAAUUUAUCUCGUCAAAAAUCAUUUCUUACUGUUAAUAGUGGAUUAUUACCGCAAAGAUCAAUCGAUUAUCCUUGUAUUGUAAGAAAACAACAAGAUUUAUCGGAUAUAGUUCGACGGCGAAUGUUAUAUUCAAAAAUAUCCAAACAAGAUACAUUCUCUUCAAGUGUCGAACGUGAACAUGUGCCAAAAACACCAAGAAAAAUAAUCAUACGACAAGAUAACAGCAUAGAAAUUUCAUUAAGUAAACCACCAAAACUAAGACGUCACACAUUGUCCGAAGAUUACUACUAUGGUAAUGAACCCGAGUUUGCCACUAUGAUGAAAGAUACAGCCAAUUCUACCUUGUUACCAAUACCAACAUCUUGUUCAACUGGUGGUGACCGACGAAAAACGAUAGAAACAUGCGAAAAUAUAUUUUUACAAGCCGAAGAAAGUUCAAAACUUCGCGCACGUACGCCACCUUCAAAUCCGCAUCGUGUCUUACUUCAUCGAGAUAAAAAUGAUGCAUCGAAACGAACUAAUGGCUUGGGUAUGAGAAUAGUGGGUGGUCAAGAAUGUGAAGAUUCUAGUUUAGGAUGUUUUGUUACAAUGAUAUUGUAUGGAGGACCUGCUGAUGUACAAGGAAAUAUUGAAGUAGGCGAUCAAAUACUCGAAUUUAAUGGUCAUUCAUUAAUUGAUUCCACGUACGAAGAGGUUCGCACUUUGCAAGAUCAUUGUGGUGAUAUUGUUCAAUUGGUUGUCCAACAUAACAAUGUUCGAUUACAAAUGAACGGACAAAAUAUGACAUCAUUAGAAAUAUCAAGACAUUUUGAAACUGUUCCACGUUUGGGUCCAUCAUUAACACGAAAACGACGCAAUUUGCCACCACUGCCACCGUCUCUAUCAUCAACAUUUCCACAAUCAAAGAGACAAUUGUACGAAACAGUAGAAACACUUGAAGUACCUAAUGUCAAAGAAUUAAAACCAAUUUUAAUCAAUAGAGGUCGUCUGUUAGCACAAAUUUGGCACGAUGUUGAAGACUUAAAAUUAGCAUUAACAAUUAUUCAAGCAGGAAAUUUACCAUUAAGACCUAAUGGUGAUUCCCCUUAUACCUAUAUCGCGGGUAAAAUGUUAUUCGAUGAUCGUGGUUUUGAUAUGUUUGAAACAAAAGUAAUUCAUUCAUGUAAUCCUGUAUGGAAUGAAACAUUUGUAUUCCAUGAAGUUGAAAAGGUGGAUGUAUUAAAUUUAGAAAUAUUUUUAUGGGAUAAAAAAAAACAAGAUUAUAAUACUCACGAAGAAAAUGAUGAAUUCAUCGGUAUGGUUCAAUUACCGUUGUUAGAAGCUAACUUAGAAGAUGAACCACGUUGGUACGAAUUACGCGACAGACAAAUACGAAAACCAUCAACAACAAGUGUAACAUUUAAAUCGUCAUCGAAUGAAAGUCAAGAUAGUCUAGUUAAAGUACCGACCCGUCGGAUUAUCGGCGGUGGUGAUGGUGGAAGUGGGAAUGAAUUAUUAUUGCGUGCGUUAAAUCGUACAACAAUAAAAAAAUCUCCAAAACAUAAUUUAAUAAAUGAAUCUAAUGAUAGACGAAGUUCGUUAGGAUCUCAGAAUCAGGGUGUACGGUUACGUCACAAAAAUAAAAUGAAUACAAAUCUGCAAGAUAGUAACCAAAAACAUUUCCCUACUCCUACAUUAUCGCCUCAUCUUUUUCCAGAAUAUAGUGCCGCUCGAAACACUGCACAACGUUCAAGUAUUGGAGAAGGAUUAUUAUCAACUCAUGACUCAAAAACGUUAACAAAUUCAACUAAACUAAAACGUCGUAUAUCUCAGGGUCUCACACGAUUAUUUGUACUUCGACGUUUUAGCGAUACUAGUUUAACUAAAUCGAAUAUGAUCGUUGAUAGUGAAGAAGAUGACGUAGAUCUAAAUGCGACUACAGCUAGUCCUAAUCAAGCUAGUUUUCGUCCAAAUCGUCAUCAAUCAGAGUGUGCAACACAAAUGUAUCCAGUUACUUCAGUACAAAUUUCAUCCUCGCCACGCGUUAGUCUCAUUCCAAAUGACGAGUUAAUGACAUCAAUGACGGUUACAAAUCGUUCAUCGAUAUGUCAACAACUUCUACCACAGCCAUCAUUACCACCACCUCUCUUACCUCCGUUUGGUUCAUUACAAAUGCAAUUAUUACCACCAUAUAUGAUGUCAUCACGACAUUCAUCGAUUUCUGGAUCAAGAAAAUCGUCAGCCGCCUCUUAUUGUGAUAGCGAAGAUGAUAUUGAUAGAUAUUUUAAUCAAAUGCCAUUAGGAGAUACGAUUGAAGAUAGUAGCAACAUACAUAGUCAUCAACUCGGUAUAGCUCAAGUAGCACCAAGAAAUUAUGAAAAUAUAAUCAAUGAUGAUCUGUAUAUGGGACAAAUUCAAUUGGGUUUGAUGGUAACUAAAGGUUUACUUGAAAUUGAUGUUAUAAUGGCUAAAGGGCUAAAAAGAGUCACUGAUGGUAACAAUAAUGGAAAUAAUGAAUUAGAACCACCUGAUACUUAUGUCAAAACCUAUCUUCGAACGGGUACACGACGCGUGCAGAAACGUAAAACGACAGUUGUUAAAUAUAAUUUUAAUCCACAAUAUCGUACUAAAUUAAAUUAUAAUGCAUGUAAUGUGAUGGGUCGUCGUAUUCAAGUAAUGGUAUGGCAACGUGCAAAAAAAUUUGAAAAAAAUCAAUGUAUUGGUGAAGCGUUUAUUUCGUUAGAUAAUUUGAAUUUAACUCAACAUACAACAGCAUGGUAUAAAUUGUUUCGUGAACAUACUGUUGAAAGUGAAUUUUAUGAUUCGAGCUGA